AUGGAUGUUGUGAUACAGGACUGGGACACCUAUUCUGCACAAGGCAUCGUUGUGUUCACUCUCAACAGACCACAACAUCGCAAUGCUCUCAACAGGGUAGCCGCUGAGAAGUUGUCAACAUGCUUUAGACAGUUCGAUAAUGAUGAUCGUUACAAGGUCGCCAUACUAUAUGGCGGUACUAAUGUGUUCUGCUCAGGUGCUGACUUGAAAGCAGUUGCAUCGGGCGAUGAGAAACAGAUGAAUCGAUUGGAACCUGAUGGUGAUAGUCCGAUGGGUGUGGCGAGAAUGAUGCUAUCAAAGCCCGUCAUUGCAGCUAUCUGUGGAUAUUGCGUAGCAGGUGGUUUGGAGUUAGCACUCUGGUGUGAUCUACGUGUUGCAGACGAGGAAACUGUGUUUGGAGUGUUCUGUCGAAGGUGGGGCGUGCCCCUUAUCGAUGGAGGCUCAGUCCGUUUGCCUCGUCUAAUAGGUCAAUCACGCGCGAUGGACCUCAUACUCACUGGACGUCCAGUCUCUGCCAAGGAAGCAUAUGAGAUAUUAGCGCCUUUGGGCAAGGCUUUGGAUGUAGCAGUCGAGUUGGCAACCUUGAUCUCAUCAUUCCCACAAGAGUGUAUGAGAUCAGAUCGAAAGUCAAUGUAUGAACAGCAUGGUCUAUCAUUGAACGAUGCUUUGAAGAAUGAGUUUGGACUUGGAGUUGGCUCAUUGAGACGAGAGGGUGUGUCAGGAGCCAAACGAUUCGAAUCGGGCUCUGGAAGGCAUGGCCAAGCGGCAACACUUACUGCCAAGUUGUAG
Acytostelium subglobosum LB1 is the source of this 789-nucleotide messenger RNA. RefSeq lists its product as hypothetical. The coding region runs from base 1 to 789 and encodes 262 amino acids. The record is from RefSeq and is a predicted model, not a curated record. NCBI's taxonomy places the organism in Eukaryota, Evosea, Eumycetozoa, Acytosteliales, Acytosteliaceae. The transcript is spliced from 3 exons.